AUGAGGAAGACGUUAUUGCUGUGUUUUAUCCACGGCUUCAAGGGCGGAGAUGAGACAUUCAGAACGUUUCCAAGCCACGUGAAGGCACUCCUGCAGCAUGCGCUGCCCAAAGUCACUGUCCUUACCAUCACGUACCCCCAGUUCGAGACGCGAGGCGACUUGCACGAAUGCGUCGGCCGCUUCAAGGAAUGGCUACAGAAUAAAGUCAUAGACCUUGAGGUCGCCAAUUCGACCCCCUCGCCUACCGUGGAUCCUUCUGUGCGCACGAUACUUGUAGGCCAUUCUAUGGGUGGCAUCGUUGCGGCUGAGACGCUCCUCUCCAUCCUCGCUGAACAACCGAUACAUUCGCAGUCGAACUCGCAAACUGGCUCAACGGGAUCGCUUGCCGACCAUUCCAUGCUCAUGUUCCCGUACAUACAAGGCAUUCUCGCUUUCGACACACCAUAUCUCGGUAUAGCGCCUGGAGUAGUGGCACAUGGCGCAGAGAAGCAUUGGAAUACAGCGAGCUCGGCCUACUCGGCAUACAACAACCUUGCGGGCGCUUUUGGGUGGGGUGGCAAGGACACCGCAUCUGGUGCUGUCGAUACGAGCAAGAUGCUUCCAGCACCCUCAUCUACUGGCGACGCAGCAUCAGCUCCGUUGUGGCAGCGCUACGGGAAGGUGGCCAUGUUUGCCGGUGCGGCGGGCGCGAUAGCAGCAGGCGGUGCAGCAGCAUACAUGAAGAAAGAACAGAUAACCCAAGGCGUGACUUGGGCCACAUCACAUCUAGAAUUUGUCGGAGUCCUAGCCCGCCCUGAAGAGAUGCGAAAGCGGCUCGAGAAGAUUGCAAAGCUCACCACAAGCCAAGAUCUUGGUUUCUGCAACAUGUACACCACGCUUGGCCACGCCGUCAACAACGAGAACAAGGAACAUGGCUGGACCGGCAAAGUCGCUGGCAAAGACCGCACAUUCUGCAAUCUGCCCAAAGGACCUCUGAAGAACUUCUUCAUGCCUGCCGUGAACGACAAGGCUACAGCGGAAACCUUAGCUCAUACAUCCAUGUUCGAACCUCGCAACAACCCGGGCUAUUACACUCUCAGCGAGACAGCCAAGGAGAAGAUCAUCGAGUGGACAGAGAGCACAGAUUGGUAUGAAGAAAGUGAGGGACCGUUGGUGGGAGAGGUUGGUGACGAAGCAGAGAUCGUAGAGAGACAAGAAGUAGACGAACAGAUGCAGAAGGAAGCCGAUAGGAAAGAGGCGGAAGAAUUGCAGAAGGCGAAGGAGAAGGGUGAUGUUGAUGCUUUGGAGGAGGAGGGCGAGUUUGUAGAUUUGAAGAGGACUGGUGAGGUGGCAGAAGGAGAUGAUGAGGCGAGGAAGAGGAGGGAGUUGUGA
Molecule: messenger RNA, 1371 nt
Organism: Alternaria atra
Lineage: Eukaryota; Fungi; Ascomycota; Dothideomycetes; Pleosporales; Pleosporaceae
Exons: 2
Coding region: 1-1371 (456 amino acids)
Source: RefSeq, a predicted model, not a curated record